Messenger RNA from Oryzias melastigma (Indian medaka), 2189 nucleotides. RefSeq names its product nucleoporin 85 (gene nup85). Gene Ontology annotation, molecular function: structural constituent of nuclear pore. The record is from RefSeq and is a predicted model, not a curated record. Lineage: Eukaryota; Metazoa; Chordata; Actinopteri; Beloniformes; Adrianichthyidae. Gene Ontology annotation, biological process: positive regulation of DNA-templated transcription; mRNA export from nucleus; protein import into nucleus. The transcript has 20 exons. Gene Ontology annotation, cellular component: nuclear pore outer ring. The coding region runs from base 143 to 2101 and encodes 652 amino acids.
UUUGACGCAUGCGCGAUGAGGUCUUUGUAGCAAAAGAGAGGCGCGCAAGUGUUGCUAUAUCGCACAUGUGUUAAAUGGCUUGUUUAUAGUGGAAAAAAGUUCAUAAUUUGACAUUCAAACAGAUCGGAUAUUGCUUCACCCAAUGGAGGAGGUCGACGUUGAACCGACUGUAACCAAUAUUCCUGCACUCAGACGGGGAACGCAUAUGGGCUUUGCAUGGGGUCCUGGUAAUAUCUUUGUCUACGAGACCGUCUUCAAAGCAGCUGGUGCUCCAGGAUCAGGUUCUCCCUUCAUCCAUGAAGUUAGGAAAGAUGAGGACAUCUAUUCUCCUAUUUUACGCAAACUCUUUAAUGAGUCCCAUCACAUUUUUGUUGGCUUGCAAACAAUCAGGGAGGAUCUCCCCAGCAAGAACAAGAAACCUCAGUUUGUCAGCAUUAGUAAAAACUAUCGAUCAGUUAUUCGAGCCUGCAUGGAGGAGCUUCAGCAGGUUGCAGUUUCCACAAAAGACGCAGAGAUUUCUACACAAUAUGGAAACCAGGUGUCCAUUCUUUUGGCCAUAGAACUGAUCUGGAAUCUGUGUGAAGUCCUUUUCAUCGAUGCUGCCCCUGCGGGCUCGCUCUUGCUUCAUCUCCUGGACUGGGUGAGGCUGCACAAGGCUGACGUGGACGAGAAGGCUCGCGACGUGCUGCAGAGUGACAGCCCUGCUGAGCAUCGAGACUACUGGGAUGUGGUGGUGAGUUAUGUGCUGCAGGGCAGGUUGGACGAAGCCAGACAGAUGCUGGUGAAACAGGCCACCCUGAUGCCUGCCGCAAAGAACAUCUACAAGAUGAUGGAUAACUUACUCAGCAAGAUGCCUUUUUACAAUCCUGGUGGCACCCAGACACUGACAGAGUUUGAUGUGAAGUGGAGGCACUGGCACGAAGACGUAGACCGCUGCUUACAAGACAACUCUUUUGCCAGCAACAAACAUCUGGAGGUCAUCUGCAAGAUCCUCCUGGGUGAUGAAGACACUCUACUGGAGCACAAGGACCUGCUGGGAACCUGGUAUCACUUCCUUGUCACUAGGCUGCUUUUCUGUCACCCCACUGUAAAGCCCACUGAGUUGCACUACUAUGCACAGUCAUGUAUGACCAUGUUUCUGGACUCGAGGAGCGCUCCAGAACCUCUGGACAGCAUCUUACUGGCUGCCUUUGAGUUUGACAUCCAUCAAGUGAUUAAGGAUUGCAGCAUUGCUCUCAACAACUGGUGGUUUGUGGCCCAUCUGACGGAUUUGUUGGAUCACUGCAAACUCCUCCAGUCUCACAAUCUACACUUUGGCUCCAAUUUAAGAGAAUUCCUGCUGUUGGAAUACGCCUCAGGUCUCUUUACUCAUCACAGUCUGUGGCAGUUGGCCGUGGAUUACUUCGAUCACUGCCUGGAGUUUGGUCGUGUCUACCUUGAGCUCCAGAUCGAGCGCGUCCCUCUAGACACGGAGCGCAAAGCACUAAAGGUCCUCCGGAUUUGUGAGCAGAGACAGAUGUCCGAGCAAGUGCGGAGUAUCUGUAAGAUCAUGGCCAUGAGAGCCUUAAGAAACAACAGACUUGGCUCCGCCCUCUCCUGGAGCAUCAGAGCCAAAGAUGCCGCCUUUGCCACCCUCAUCUCUGAAAGGUUUUUACAGGAUUACUGCGCCAAAGGAACCUUUUCUGAUCUGGAUUUGAUCGACAACUUGGGUCCAGCCAUGCUGCUGAGCGACAGACUCACUUUUCUUGGGAAGUACCGUGAGUUUCACAAGCUUUACGGGGAGAAGCGCUUCAAGGAGGCUGCAAAGCUGCUUCUCUCUCUCAUGACGGCUAAGAUUGCUCCCCGGAGCUUCUGGAUGACCCUGCUGACUGAUGCCCUGCCUCUGCUGGAGCAGAAAGAGGUGAUCUUCUCAGCAGACCAAACCUACGAGCUGAUGUUCUGUUUAGAGGAGCUCACGUCCUCACUGAACACUCCAUCUCCUGACUCAGACAAAUCCAUGCAGGAGGAAGAUGUAGAGUUGACCAAAGUGGAGCUCCUGAGACUCGCUCUGUCAAGAAACCUGGCCAUGGCCAUAGUCAAAGAGGGAACAGUGGAAACAUGAAGCACAGCUCCUCUAUUCUUUUUCAUGAUGUACAUAAAAUCAAAUAACUUUUGUGACUUUUGAUAAUAAAAAUAAUUCUCAACCUUAA